Messenger RNA from Diaporthe citri, 255 nucleotides. RefSeq lists its product as uncharacterized. Bases 1 to 255 code for a protein of 84 amino acids. Lineage: Eukaryota; Fungi; Ascomycota; Sordariomycetes; Diaporthales; Diaporthaceae. The record is from RefSeq and is a predicted model, not a curated record. The transcript is spliced from 2 exons.
AUGGCUCAAUUCGAUUGGUUCAGUAAAAUCGGCGCUACGCCCCAGGCCGUCGCUGCCCUCAACGACCAGCCAUACCUGUUCACCAUCCUCGUCGUCGUGCUCCUCAUCCUCAUCCUGGAAGGCGUCUUCAUCUGGUACAUCCACUUCGCCACGUUGAAACCCGAGCAGAAGAAAAAGAAGGAGCCAAAGGGCGGCAAGGGCGGAGCCAAGAACCUCGACCGGGAAACGGAGUGUCAUCGGCUUCACGGAACUUAG